AUGAUUCGUCUUAAUGCAAAAGCUGGAGUAAUUGGAGUAAACUAUGGCCUACUAGGAAACAACCUCCCACCACCAAACCAAGUCGUUGCACUUCUAAAAUCAAGAAACAUAAUGAAAACACGCCUCUUCGCCCCAAACCUCGAUGUACUCACAGCUCUGAAAAAUUCAAGAAUUGAAGUCAUCCUCGGAACAUUAGACCAAGACCUCCAAGACCUACCAACUAAGGUUUCACAUGCCACAACUUGGAUCAACACCGACAUGCUUCCAUACUCGGACACAAUUCGAUUCCUCUGCAUAUCUGCUGGCAACCAAGUCAUCCCCGGUGACCUAUCCGCAUAUGUUUUCCCAGCCAUGGAAAAUCUCAAAACAGCUUUAGAAUCAGCUAAUCUAAGAAACAUCCAAGUAAGCACAUCGGUUUCAACACAAAUCCUUGGGAUUUCGUACCCUCCUUCUAAAGGGGAAUUCUCAGAGGAUGUGAGCUAUGAAAUGGGACAAAUCACUUCAUUUUUAGCAGAAAAUAAGAGCCCUUUGCUAGUCAAUGUGUACCCUUACUUUGCAUACAUAGAUAACCCAAAUGAGAUUCAAUUGUCCUAUGCAUUGUUGAACAGUAGUGAGGUGGUUGUUGUUGGAACAAUCUUCUGU
Molecule: messenger RNA, 642 nt
Organism: Camellia sinensis
Lineage: Eukaryota; Viridiplantae; Streptophyta; Magnoliopsida; Ericales; Theaceae
Source: RefSeq, a predicted model, not a curated record